GCCAAAUGGAAGAGCAAGUGAAGGCCAGUAAGGGCACCGAAACAGAAAAAGUUAUUAGCCUGUCAAGUUCAAAAUAAUGUUUAUAUUUUGUGAAAGGGUUUCAAGUGGUGUUUUAAAAGUGAUAAUACACAAGUUUUUUAGAGAGAUUUAUUUUCAGACAAUUAAUGUUUCCCAAUGUUGACAUUAAGAAAACUAUUUUAGUAACUGCUUUAAGAUCCAAAAUCGCUUAAACUUUAGCUAUUUGACAAUACUCUUGUAAAUAUAGAACUCAAAUUGUUUUAUUUUUCUAAUUUGGAAAGAUGUGGAAAUUACAAAAUUUAAUCGAUGGCACCGAGAUAACAAUCAAUAAGACUGCCUUAACAAUCGGAAGAAAUGUUUCAGCUGAUAUCAGAAUAGAAAAUAUUAGAGUAUCUAGAAAUCAGGCUACUAUUUUUUAUCACAUAAAUAAAAAUCUAUUUGUGACUGAUCAUAAGAGUACAAAUGGAACAUUUGUCAAUGAUAAAAAAGUAACAGCUGCAACUUUAGAAGAUGGAGAUACAAUUUCAUUCGGAGGCGACUCCAAAAUGGUGCGAGAUCCCGGAUUUCAAAAAUGCCCUUUUCUCUUUAAAGUUAUUAAAAAUGAAUCUACGCAGCCGGUGCCUGCUGAAACAGCAGAAAUGGAUAGUACAAUAGCUACGACUUCAAAUUUCAACAGUAACGAAACCAAUUCUUCCAGUAACAAUGUGAAAACCUGCAAUAACGUUGAAAGUAGCGUCGAAAAUAAUUCAUCCAAGAUGACUCCGUUUUCAGACGUUGUAAUUGUCUGCGAAGGGACACAUCGCGAUAAUGGCAGUAAUAGCAAUAGUACAGUAAUUCCAGGUAAAAAUAAUAAUCCUUUUUCGAUGAAUGAAAAGGAAGAUUACAUCAUAAUAUCUGAUGGAGAAGAUGAUGACGAUAUACCGUGCAGUCAAUUUUAUCAAAUUUCUCAACACAUUAAAAAAGAAUCCGUUCAUGGUGAAAAUGAUCACAUCUUUCAAGUAAUCAAAGAAGAGCUCGAGUAUUUUGAUAGUAGAGAGGAAGUAGUUGUUGAUUUAACAAAUGAUGUCGAACCUAUUGUAAAUACUCAGGAUUUACUAAACCUUCUGGAAUGCCCAAGCAAUGCCAGUGCCUCUGGCAAUAUUGAAAAUUCAGAUCAAUUCAAAACAGACGCUAUUGAACCACCAAUUUCAAAAGAGAUUAAUGCCAGUAUUAUUAAUGUACCUGUUACUGAAGAGGAACAAAUAUUCAAAGUUCCAAGCAACCCUAUAGAACCAUUUGAAGGUUGUUCAAGGAUGUCAAAGCCACCUUUAAUAGAACCUCAUACAAUAGAAUCUAAGCGAAGAAAACAACCUAGUAAAAGAAAAUCUAUUGAAGUUGAAAUGAAAUCAAGCAAAAAAGGUGAAAAUGCAAAGAAAGUCAAAUUGAAUGUAUCCAAUAGAAAUAAAAAUAUAGAACUGCAGCAACUGAGAAAGCAGAAGUUGAAAGAACUUGUUUGCAAAACGUCUGAAGAUCCAAAAAUCGUUAAAAAUAAUUUAGAUAAUGGUAAUUUAGAGGAAGAAUUUUUAAGUCCGCAAAAAUUAAAAUUUUCUAAUAUUAAAUAUACAUCAAUCGAUCCAGGAAGCAGUUCUUCGAAAUCUUCACUUCAUGAUAAUAAAAAAACGUCAUCAUCACGGAAUAACCUGCCAUCAACAAAUAAUUUACCUUCGAGUAUUAAUAAUAAAGGAAAAAAGCCUAAUUUGCCAUUAGCUGAAGAUGAAAAUCAAUUUAUAUGGAACAAAUUGCCUAAUCGAGAGAUACGUCCUCCUGUGACAAAUCACUUUAUAAUGAACGUAGACAAUUACAUAUUCGAUAUACUCCAAUGGAACGUUGGUUGGCUGCUGCAACAAAGAGAUAUCGACAUGACUCCUCCAGUUAAUAUGAAUAAUCCGUAUUAUUUCGUCCCUAAAAAAUUUAACGACUUUGAUCAUUACGUAAACGUAUUCUUGCCAUUGAUUAAGUUGGAAAUUUGGCAAACGAUUUUUCAUAUGACUUUUAAAAAUGAUGAUAGUGCUUGGGACAUUGGUUUAAAACUUGUUAGGAAGAAUAAUAAAGUAUGGUUUCUAGAUUGUGAAUAUGAAUGUGGUUUAAACGAAAUCACUUUAAGAAAUGAAGAUUUUUGCCUGUUGCAGGUGAAACUGAAAGACUCCAGCAAUUAUUAUAUGUACACUUGUUUUGCAUAUGUAAAAUCUGUACAGGAUUCUAAAAGACUAAAUAACAACGGAAAAAGAACUGUAAAAAUAACUCUAAUCGUAAAGGACUUAUUAAAGGAAAUACAUGGAGAAUGUCUUAAAAUUAAAGUAUGCGCCAAUAUUGGAUUCUACGUGAAACUUAUGAAAACUGUCAAAUAUCUUAAAUCUUCAUCUAUCUGCCACUAUGUUUUAAAUCCGAUCGAACUUGCACAUACAAUGCCCAUAACAUCUAGUAUAAAGAAUUCUGACCAUUUAAUCAAACUUCAAAGUGAUAUAAGUAAUAUAGCUUCCAACAUGGCUCUGAGAAAUUCUCCGGGUUUUUACUUAAUAAAUGGUCCGCCCGGAACUGGCAAGUCAUCGGUAAUUGUGAAAAUAGUAUUAGAAAUCCUAAAUAAAUCUAAAAUAAACAAAUGUGAACCGCGCAUAUUAUUGACGGCGCCUUCUAAUGCAGCAAUAGAUGGUUUAUUAGUGAAAUUGAAUCAUGCAAGAGAAGCGAGCGAGAAAGGCCUAAUAAGGACAGUAAGAGUGGGCCCACAUUCGAGCAUAAGUUCACUGGCGAAUAAAUUUUCCCUUAAAUUUCUAACCCAGAAGGAGAUAAUAAAAGAGAAACAUUUAGUUCAAUUACCGGAUUACAAGAAAGUUUUCCAUAAUCAAAUGUCUCAGGAUGAUUUUUUGAGGAACACCUUAGGCAAUCAAUAUGCAUACGAGUAUGGUAUUAGAGAGAACAAGAUUCUAAUCGGAGCAAAUAUAAUCUGCACGACAUUGAGCAGCUGCAUAAAUUACAUUUUAGCUCGAAAAAACAAUUUGAAAUAUACGUGUUGUAUCAUAGAUGAAGCCACCCAAUGCAGCGAAAUAGAGUGCUUGUUACCAAUACAGUUAGGGAUCAAUAAAUUUAUUUUGGUAGGAGAUCCUCAGCAAUUAGCUGCCGUUGUUAUUAACCAAGAUGCCCACAAGUACGGAUUUGGUAAAUCGUUAUUUUCUCGAAUAAUGGAUAAUAUCGGCGACCAACACGACGUGCCUAAAGAAAAAUAUCCCAUAAGUUUGCUCAAUGUUCAAUAUAGGAUGAAGCAAGAAAUUUGCAAUUAUCCUAAUAGAGCAUUUUACGGUGGAAAAUUGAAAACUUCCCAUACCUGCCGUAAUCCGAUCAUACCUCUUUUGAAGCCCUAUAUGUUAUUCAGUUUAACACAAGUUUCAAAUAACGAUGAAUACACAAACUUAGAAGAAGUAAAUUUAAUUAAAACUAUAUUGGAAACUCUUAAAAAUACCGUUAAAGAAGAGUGCCGAUAUUCAAUUGGAAUUAUAACACCAUAUAAUGCACAAAAGGAUUUAAUUAUACAAGACGUUAAAGCUAUCAAAUUUAACUCGAAUGUGAAUAUAUUUAUUAAUACGGUAGACAGUUUUCAAGGAGCUGAGAGUGACAUAGUUAUUAUAUCUUGUGUUAGGUAUAAUACAAACUAUUUUUUGGACAAUAAAAAUAGACUAAAUGUAGCUCUAACUAGAGCUAAGCAAGCAUUAUAUGUUUUAGGAAACUACACCCUUUUUAAGCAAUGUCCUGAACUGUAUAAGUUGAGGGAAGACGCGAAAGAACGUAAAUGCUUAUUGGACAUUAAAACAAAUUUAAAAGACAUUCCAACGAUUCGGAGUUACAUUGUAAUGUAGUAUUUAAGUAAUAAUCUCUGUGAAUUUGCCAUUUAGUUUAUAAUGUACUAUUUAAUAAAAGAAAUAUUUUGUUAAAUUUC
Molecule: messenger RNA, 3985 nt
Organism: Phyllotreta striolata
Lineage: Eukaryota; Metazoa; Arthropoda; Insecta; Coleoptera; Chrysomelidae
Source: the annotation of a GenBank genome assembly